CAUAUUUACGUUAGAAGAAAGGCAGAUGUCUCUCUACGACACGGAGUGGGAAUCGUCCCAACCAUCUCGGUUGGCACCAUCUUUGGUGUACCACAAGUACCAACAGUGUGAGUGGAAAGUUGUAAGGUGGACAUCAGACCUAAUUUCAUCCGCAACUUGGGCUGACGAGUAAUCACCAACCCUGAUCUGCAAUUUCAGGCCAUUUGCCCGCAGCAGACCUCGUGUAGGUAUUGUUUGCUGCUUAAGGUAGCGAGACUGAAGAUCCAUGCGAGCAUCAAACCCGGAAUAGGGAACGGACGACGUGAUAAAGCUGGACAGGAGGCUUGUCUUCGAGAGUCAUCCAGUAUGUGGAUGGGAAAUGAACAUGAUGGUGGGACCGAAUGACUCGCUUGGCAGGCAGUCGGUCGAUGCUCGUUCGUGGCAUAAGCACUGAAUGAAGACGACGAAGGCGAUUCCCGCGAGAGCCUUGAGCACGUCGCGACGUGUUUUCUGGCUUCCAUGUCUUGGUUCUAGAUUACCGGCAGAAGGCUGCCGGCUUUAGGGAGUUCUGAGGUCUGUCCAUGUCGCGUCUCUUUGACGAUGGAUAUUUUCCUCGUUUACUGUCAUCUCACCCAUAUUUUGCCAGUCGGAACAUCGCCGUGGGCGAAGUUGCCGUUUCUCUACUUCUAUGCAUCAUGAUCAAAGUGGAGAUAUUUCUUCCCGCCUCUAGUGAGAAUCACUGGUCUACGUCAUACGAUGGCGAGAAAAAUCACAACCUUGCUAUCAAGCCAAUCGAGUCGUCAAUUGAAUGAAUCAGCCGUUCCAGAUUAUGAUUAAGCGUUUUUCCUCUCCUUGAAUCCGAUUACUGAUCUCCUCUCCUCGGAAUAAACCUUCACCAGGAAAACAGGAUCGUUGCACUGGAUCUGUCUCUUUUUUCGUUACUCUUCAUUGCCACAAAAAACGUCCGAACUCUGGAAAAACUUGGCCAGGACCUUCUUUGCUCCCGCGAUGCUAUCCCCGAGGAAAAACUCAACGGCAUCGCCCCCUCCGUGACUUCAAGAACCGAAAGUAGCUGCUACAAGUCUUGGUCGACGUCAUUCUCUUCACCCAGGACCUCCGUGAAACCUACUGCUCGCCAUGCGCGAAAGCAACAGCGACGAGUUACGAUGAGAGGCGAAUUUGCACUCAUGAACUUAUCAAUCGCUUGACACAGCGGCCACAUCGACCGACAAAAAAUGUUCCUUCGGCAAAUCCUAUGGGAGACAUGAGUACAUGUCGUCUGGACCAACGAGCUCAUCUUGCGAAUGAAGGAUAUGAAGACACUUUUCGAUGGCUCUUGCUCUCGAGGGAGGGUGGUGGUGGUGGGAGCACUGCCAGGAAUUUGGAAACAUCCUUGGCAAGCCUCUACGAGAGCAUGGAAGAGAAGAUCAAAGCUACAAACUACAUUUUUAAUAUGGCAAGACGGACAGAAAGGUUGGCCACGAUUGCACAACACCCGAGUGCCUUGGGUGCACUCGCAAGGGUUUUGAGGGAGGAAGGGCGGAAGAGCUUUAAUCUCCGAUUGAACAUCGUUUCCAUCUUCUUCUUGAUGUCAUUUUUCCCGAAGUUUCAUCAGUGUCUUUUGGAGCAAAAAAUCGGCAAAACAACUCUCAACAUUCUUGUGCUGGAGGUUCAAUGCAUGGAAACUAGGAUGCAGCUGGAGGAGACAGCAGCUACCCCUGCCCGAUUGAACUCGGAGAAUACAACCACCGCAUCAGAAAUAAGUCUCAUGUUCCAAAAUACUAAGCAGGAGAAGUUACUCUACAUGUGUAUCAGCUUGCUGCUCAAUAUUGCAGAGGACCUCAAUGUUGAGAAGAGAAUGAAAAAAUGCAAUCUGGUGGAGUUUUUGUGUAAAAUUCUAGUGAGGAAAAGCAUCGCUCUUCUAAUCAUAACUGUGACGUUUCUCAAGAAGCUGAGUAUCUUCAAGCAGAACAUGGACGUUAUGAAGGAAAACGGUAUCAUAUAUAGGCUCUCAGUCCUCAUCCCAUGUCAGCACGAGUCACUACUCCUUGCUGUAUUAAGACUCCUCUGGAACCUGUCGUUCGAUCCUGGGCUUCGAAUGGAUAUGAUUAAAUGCAAAGUUAUUCAAGCAUUGGAAAUGCUUCUCAAGGACAAGAAAUUUGAACAUCUGGUCUUUGGUUUGCUGUAUAAUCUUUCAAUAGACGCCGAGGGAAGGAAGGCGUUUCUGGAGACAGAUAUUGGACCUAUGAUCCUUCAGGCCAUGACUGUUGAAUCCAGGCAAAACAUAACUGGAGAACUGGUGGCUCUUGCUGUGAAUCUCACAACCCUUCCUCACACCAGUGAGAUCAUUUGCAGAUCACAGGGACUAGAGAGGUUCCUCCAACGUGCCAUACAGUUCCGGAACCCCCUUCUUUUCAAGGUCAUCAAGAACAUCAGCAAAUCUGAAACAGCAAAGCCUCAACUCCUACGAUUCUUACCAGCUCUAAUAGACGUUAUCAAAAGACCUGAUUCUUGUACCUUCCUUCAGGUGGAGGUAAUGAAAAUUUUCAAUCAAGUAGCGACUUUGGGUGAUGUUUUUUAUCGGCUCGUGGAAGACACAGAUCUUCUUCAGUUCCUAAUGAAAAGCAGCUUGAUGGAAGAGGAGGAAAUCUUCCUAGAGAUUGUAGUAUUUGUGGGUGCUGUCGGCUCUGAUCGGAUUGCGGUCAAAAUUGCGGACUCGGGAUUGGUGAGGAGGAUGUGUACUUAUUUUCUUCAGAAAAAAAGAGACUCCGAGAUUGUUCUUCAGUUGCUAUGGACAUUGGGUCAGCUUUUGUUGAACGCUUCAACCAGCAAAGAGGUUGUUGCUUGUGACAAGGCAGUGGUGUCUAUAUUGGAGCUUUCACGGGAUCCAAACAAAGCUGUUGCCAGACUAGCAGAGGUAUUGGUGAACACGAUCGUUGAAUUUGAUGCACAAUGGUGUGUAAAGCUAAAAUGGCUCAAAUUCGCCUCCUAUAAUAAGGAGCGCUAUGCACUCUCAGAGGAUUCUAUGGAUCGUGUUUCGACGAGAACUAGUUGAACGAUGUCUUUGAACCAAGACAAGGCAUCAGGAAGGGUCAGCCACAUCCACGAAAUGAAAAAGCUUUGGAAACGCUAGUCAGGCUCAGUAAGUUCCCCAAGCAGGACAAGCAGACUCAGACUUUUGACAAUUAUGAUCUUCAGCUUCGGGCAGAUAAGCUUCCAUCAGGCAGUACCAAGCCUGUCAUGUCCCGAGUCUGAGGCGACUGACCCUCCCUGGGAGAAAUGCCCCAGUAGAUGUUUGACCUUGUUGGACAAGAAAUCGGCAGUGGCCUCGGGAGGUGUUUUGACUUCUUUUGAAGACUUAAGUAUGAGAGAGUUGUCCAGUCUCGGUUGAUGUGUCGAUCAAAUCGAUUCGACACACUAGAGCUCACACUCAGAGCGGCGACAAUUCUGUGCCUAUUCUGCUUGGCUUGCUGAUCUUCACAAUUUUAGUAUUGCAUACAAUCGAGCAUCGUUGUCUUAAGCCUCCUCGAUGCUGAUUGAGGAGGGUAAGCGACGA
Messenger RNA from Marchantia polymorpha subsp. ruderalis, 3535 nucleotides. NCBI's taxonomy places the organism in Eukaryota, Viridiplantae, Streptophyta, Marchantiopsida, Marchantiales, Marchantiaceae. The record is from the annotation of a GenBank genome assembly.